Molecule: messenger RNA, 1407 nt
Organism: Caenorhabditis remanei
Lineage: Eukaryota; Metazoa; Nematoda; Chromadorea; Rhabditida; Rhabditidae
Exons: 5
Coding region: 1-1407 (468 amino acids)
Biological process (GO): protein polyubiquitination; ubiquitin-dependent protein catabolic process; positive regulation of proteasomal ubiquitin-dependent protein catabolic process
Cellular component (GO): ubiquitin ligase complex; cytoplasm; nucleus
Molecular function (GO): zinc ion binding; ubiquitin conjugating enzyme binding; ubiquitin protein ligase activity
Source: RefSeq, a predicted model, not a curated record
AUGAACUCAGACUACGAGAGCAGUGACAACGAGGAACAAGAGGAUGAGAGCAGUGUUCAGUUCCUUCCCCCUUCCACACUCGAAUCUGAAAUGAAAGAAAUGAUUGCUGACGUCCAAUCCGUGCUGGAAAUCAAAACCGGAGUGUGUCGAAUCCUUCUUCACAAAUACAAAUGGAACAAGGACUCGCUCUUCGAUAAGUUCUAUGAGCAUCCGGACACCACCGCCUUCCUGAUUGACGCUCAAGUCAUACCGAAACACUCUCCAACUCCAUUCCCAGCUGUCCCCAACAUUCCACAAGAAUGCGAGAUUUGUUGUGAGCUCACGGAGAAGCUCUCGGGACUCGCUUGCAAUCAUAAGGCUUGCUUCGACUGCUGGAAAUCGUAUUUAACGGAGAAGAUUGUGGAAGGAAGGCAAUGCGAAAUCGAAUGCAUGGAUUCAAAUUGUAAAUUGCUGAUCGAGGAUGAAAAAGUGAUGUGUUACAUCACGGAUUCGACGGUGAUGGCGAUGUACGAAAGGCUGACGAUCAACAGCUAUGUCGCCGCAAAUCAAUAUUUGAAGUGGUGUCCAGGAGUGGAUUGUGGGUUGGCUGUAAAAACCACCUCCACCGAACCCACUCUCAUCACUUGCCCUUGCGGAGCCAACUUCUGCUUCGCUUGCUGCCAAGACUGGCAUGAACCAAUCAACUGUCAUCUUCUCAAAAAGUGGCAGAAGAGAUGCAGUGAUGACGCCGAGACGUUCAACUGGAUCCUCGCCCACACGAAAGAAUGUCCAAAGUGUCAAGUGAUCAUCGAGAAGAAUGGUGGUUGUAACCACAUGACAUGCCGGAAUCGAUCCUGUAACUACCAGUUCUGUUGGUUGUGCAUGGGAUCCUGGUCAGGACAUGCAAGUGCUGGAUGCAACAGUUUCGAGGAUGAAAAGUCAGCCCUCAGACAGAAAUCUCGAGUCAGUCUCGAUCGCUACCUCUUCUACUACCAUCGGCAUGAAGGACACCGACAAAGCUUGUUGCUUGAGAAAAAUCUCCAAGAAAAAAUCGCCGUAAAAAUGGAGGAUCUCCAGAAGAUUGGACGUAUCACUUGGGUUGAGGUCAAGUUCCUCGAGCAAGCCGUCCAAGUCCUCUCAACUUGUCGACGGACCCUGAUGAAUACGUACGCAUUCGCGUUCUAUCUCAAACGAGACAACCAUGCCGUUAUCUUCGAAGCCAAUCAACGGGAUCUUGAGAUGGCAACGGAGACUUUGUCUGGGUUCUUGGAGCAGGAAGUCGAGUUUCACAAUGAUUUUCACAGUUUGAAACUGAGCAUCCUUGAUAAAACACGAUAUGUUGAACAUCGCCGUCAAGUCCUUCUGAAACACUGCGCCGAAGGAUACGAACAAAAUAUCUGGAAGUUCGACGAGACUGCUGCAUACUAA